AACAGAGUCGCUGUGACCGAGCCGCAAUGAGGAGAUAAAUAGAACCCUUAUCUAUUUAUUUUGGAAAUAUUCGGCUUUAAUUGAUCCGCUGAGCGAAGCGGAGCGAAGCGGAGGUGAAGGCACCGAUGUUCUCCUGGUGUAACGGACUGAAUCAUGGAAGGCAACGAUGACGUGCGUCUUGAUGCAGCCGAGCCGCAGAAUGACACGUGCAGCGCUGAGGAGCGAGGAGGGGAGGUCGUCAGUAAAGUGGAAGACGGAGAAAGCCCCCUCAUCGCUGACCCGUGUGAGAGCAGCCCGACCAAAGCAGGGAUGUCUAACCACAUAGACGACCCUUCGCCGUCAGCGGUGGGUCCCGCCGCUGAGCCUCCUGGAGGCGUGGCCUUGAAGGUGGCCACCACUGUCCUCCACCCGGUGUGUCUGGGAGAGAGUCCGCUGAUGCUGCCCAUCCACCUCCAGAUGGCCGGAGCAGCGGCGCCUCCGCUGGGACAAAUAGGCGCAGCACCGUUCUUGAUAGCGAGCCAAAGCCCGGUUUCUCUCCCUCUGGUUCUGGACCAGCAGGUCCUACAGCACAUGAGUCCCUCUGUGAUCCCUCAGCCCCCCCCCUGUACGCAGUUACCCCUGCAGAACCUUUGUCAGAACCCUCUGACGUUUGCUUUACCUCCGGCUCUUGACCCGAAGGGGGCAGGACAAACGCAGGAAGAGAACCUGUUGUCUCUUCUGCAGAAUCCAGCUUUUGCAGCUAUUCUGCAGGAUCUCUUCCCUCCCCAGGCAGGAUCAUCCUCCUGUCAGUCCCCAGGCUCUGCCUUUUUCCCCCUCCCUCCUCUCACACCCCCCUACACCUCCCCUUUGGCUCCUCUAGUUCCUCCUGCCACGCUCUUAGUCCCCUAUCCUGUGAUCAUUCCCCUCCCAGUGCCUCUGCCCGUCCCCCUCCCCAUCCCCAUCCCGGUUGCUCCAAGUGAGGACUCAAAAGGGAGCCAGCCAAAACCAGUUUGCACUGUGAGUAAAAGCACUCAGACGUCACCCAGAGAUACUACCUCUCCCUCUUUGUCUUCAAGGAAGUGCGUUUCUCAUUCCCAGCCACCGAACGCGCCCCUGACCUCGCUGCCUUUAGAGGAGGGACAGGUUCUGGACCUCUCUGUCAAGGCGUGUCCGAUCGAACCGAAACAGGAAUACCCCAGUCCUCACCAGGAAAACGUUCUCGACCUGUCUGUGCCUGGCGUGAGGAAAACCUGUGUUCAGUCAGAAAGGAAAGUAUCCUUAGAGUCAGGCCAGGGUGCGCCCAGCGCUGCUUUGUCCCUGGGUGUCCAAUGCUCUCCAGCUUUAGAUUCCAAACUCCUGGGCAGCCUGACCUCGCUGGAGUUCAGCCGGCAACACAAGUGGCUGGUGGACACCGGCGUGGCUAGUUCCAGCUCUCUGGGCCAAGAGGCCUCUCUCAGCGGAGCCGGAAACCUGGAGAUAGUGAGCACGUCGCAGACGGCCAAGGUCAUCGUCUCAGUUAAAGAUGCCAUUCCCGCCAUCCUCUGUGGGAAAAUCAAAGGUCUAUCAGGAGUCUCAACCAAGAACUUCUCCAUCAAACGGGACGGCAGCCAGGCGGCCUCGCUGCAGCAGCUCUAUGGGAUGCCGUCAUCGUCUCACGGGGAGCAAGACCCCAACAACCCUCAUAAAAAGGUCACUAAAAACAGAGCCAUCAAGCUAAAGAAGGUCAGCUCCCAGGAGAUUCACUUCCUUCCAAUUAAGAAGCAGAGACUCGCAGCGUUGCUGCCCAGGAAGUGAGAGUGCUCACCAGAGGGGGGGGGGAUUAAUGGCUGUAUGGCUCUCUGAAAUCUCCCCAGAUAGUAUAAUAUGACCGUCCCAUGUGGGGCGUUCUGCACUGAGAAUCAAACAUUUUUCUGAGAGCAGCGCUGGCUCUGAGUGUGAAGAGGAAAGGUUGAUCUUUCUCUGAACUGCUGUGUUUUUUUUUAGCUAUCCGUGAGCCUUCGUCGUCAUAUUAAACAGAAACGUGUUGUCUAAGGCAGCUUCACUCACUGUUUUUGGCAUCUCAUUAAGCACGAGACAUCGAUUUAAUAUCAUGUCACAUAAACUCAAACAACCCCAUGUUUGACUUUAAGUUACAGCGAAGAUGCUGGGUUUCCACUCCUCCUUUCUUUCAACAAGUACAUUUUCAUAUAAGUGCACUGAAAACCUCAAUCUCUGUCUACUUUGGUGACGUGACCAAGACUGUUUAAACAUGUCACUGGAAAUUCCCACUGGCAUUGAAGCUCACUGGAGCCGGGAUUGGUUUGGGUUUAGCAUGACAGGCUAAUGAUGGUUUGGCAAAGACCGGAGUCAUAAAGUCGUCAAGCUAAUCUCGCCAACAGCUGACAUUUAAAAAAAGCUAAAAAAAAAAAAAAACACCUUUCUGUUUUAGUGCAAAAGCUUUAGUAAUUGUUUUCACAUUCAAACAGCUUCUCUUUUUACUGAUUUGCAUGUUUUCAAACACCUUAAAUUUUCCUUUUUUUCAGUUUAAAACCAUGAUUGAGCAACACAAAACGGAGCAAAGCUGUAAAGUGAAAGAAAAAUACGUUCAGUAGUUUUGGGAUUUAUGAUGAUUAAGAAUCUGAGAGGUGUGGCCUUCAGAAGUCUCAGCUUCCCUGACCGUGGGAGGGGGUUUACAGGGGAAUAUGUGUUAGUUUAACAACAGCGAGUUUCAAAUUAAAAGCUCAUUUUUAGACUCAUUUGACUG
This is a messenger RNA of Cyprinodon variegatus (sheepshead minnow), 2722 nucleotides long. Its product is annotated as retinoic acid induced 2. Gene Ontology annotation, cellular component: nucleus. The transcript is spliced from 2 exons. Lineage: Eukaryota; Metazoa; Chordata; Actinopteri; Cyprinodontiformes; Cyprinodontidae. The record is from RefSeq and is a predicted model, not a curated record. Bases 154 to 1773 code for a protein of 539 amino acids. Gene Ontology annotation, biological process: animal organ development.